Messenger RNA from Pelodiscus sinensis (Chinese soft-shelled turtle), 5382 nucleotides. NCBI's taxonomy places the organism in Eukaryota, Metazoa, Chordata, Testudines, Trionychidae. The record is from RefSeq and is a predicted model, not a curated record.
CCUUUUCCCCCUUCAAUUUUACAGAACAAAAAUAACAGAAAUGCAGCAGAAGUGUUAAUCCAAUAGAAUUGAAAAUGACUUCUCCACAUCAUAAACUUCCUCAAUGGAUGACUGCACAGAGUAAAGAUGAUGUGGGUGAAAAAAAGAUCCAGAGGAGUGUUCUGGAAAAUGACCUGCCUUUCUUAGAGUUCCAUGGCUCUGUUGUUUACAGCUACGAUGCCAGCGACUGUUCCUUUCUGUCAGAAGAUAUCAGAAGAAACUUAUCUGAUGGAGGAGUGAUAGGAUUUGACAUUGAAUGGCCACCAUCAUUUACUAAAGGGAAAGGAGGGAAAGUUGCCCUAAUCCAAAUAUGUGUGUCUGAGAAAAAAUGUUACUUGUUUCACAUUUCUUCAAUGAGAGGUUUUCCCCAGGGACUCAAAAGAUUGCUUGAAGAUGAAGCCAUUAAAAAGGUUGGAGUAGGAAUUGAAGGAGAUCAGUGGAAGCUGAUGAGCGACUUCGAAAUCAGACUGAAGAGCUUUGUAGAACUGGCUGAUAUAGCCAACGAAAAACUGAAAUGUAAGGAGAUAUGGAGUCUGAAUGGCCUAGUAAAACAUCUAUUUAGCAAACAGCUUCUGAAGGACAAGAAUGUACGCUGUGGUAACUGGGAAGAAUUUCCACUCAGCGAGGAACAGAAGUUGUAUGCAGCCACUGAUGCUUAUGCAGGCCUCCUCAUUUACCAAAAACUGGAAAACAUGAAUAACUAUGGUCAGAGGCUCUGUUGUAUAAAAAAUGAUGGGGAGAUGUUGCCAAAUGAAGUCAAGAAGCAACUGUCCUCAUUAGCUGAAGAAAUGAUGGAGCUGGCUAAUCAUCUUCCCAGCACUUUUGGACAACUUAAAAAUACACAGAGAGCUGUAGAAAUAUUAAAUGAUGUGACGGAAAAUAUAGGUUCUCUAAGAAACAUGUUGCUUGGUGAUCCCAACUCCCAAGCAGAACUGGGGAGCGACUGUGUUGCAGCUCAAAAAAAAUCUGAAGUGGUGUCUACCAUUCUUGAAGAAGAAGAGGCUGAAAUGCCUGAAUUUCAUGCAAGAUUUCAAGAUGAUUUAAAUAAUUACAUUGAUGAUGAUAUGUUACUCAGUGUCAAUGGGGGACACCUGAAUGGAAGUGAAAUGGAAAUUAGUACGCCUGAGCAGAAAGAUGGAACUACAGACACAGGAUCUAAGGAUAUGACAGAGAGAAACUGCCUAAUGUCACUGGACAUUACUGAAUAUGAUCUUCAAAUGUUGGAACUUAAGGCCAAGGAAGAAAUUCCAAAUGAGGCUGCUAUGUCUGAGGACCCGUAUUACAGAGAGAAUGAACAAAAUCUUGGUUGUGUCAUUGAAAGUGAUGAAGAACUGGAAAUGGAGAUGCUUAAAUCUGUAGAAGAUGUAGACGAUUCUAAAGUCAGUCGAACUGACUCUGAUUCCACUGAAAGCAGGAGAAUUGAUGGCACAAAAUUGCACCUUUCUCCUGAUGAUGAUGAAGAUGAAGGCAUUGAGGAGGAGGAGGAGGAGGAAGAGGAGAGUUGGGAUCCUUUGUUGCCUGUACCUACUGAAAUACAAGUCACGUGCUUAAAGACAUAUUUUGGGCAUUCUAGUUUUAAACCGGUCCAGUGGAAAGUGAUCUCUUCUGUUUUACAAGAUAAAAGAGAUAAUCUUGUUGUCAUGGCAACUGGAUAUGGGAAGAGCUUGUGUUUCCAGUUUCCACCCGUUUAUACAAGCGGCACAGGAAUAGUCAUCUCUCCUCUUAUUUCUUUGAUGGAGGACCAAGUGCUGCAGCUUGAAAUGUCAGGCAUUCCAGCUUGCUUACUCGGAUCAGCUCAGUCAAAAAAUGUGAGAGGGGACAUCAAAGCUGGCAACUAUAGAGUUGUGUAUAUAACUCCAGAGUUCUGCUCAGGAAACUUAUCAUUGCUUCAGGAACUUGACAAAACCAUUGGUAUCACGCUGAUAGCUGUUGAUGAGGCUCAUUGUAUUUCAGAGUGGGGGCAUGACUUCAGAAAUUCAUUUAGGACUUUGGGUUCAUUAAAGAAAGCACUGCCUUCGGUUCCUAUUGUUGCUUUAACUGCAACUGCAAGCCCUUCAGUUAGAGAAGACAUUGUGCAUUGUCUCAACCUAAAGAAUCCUCAGGUCACAUGUACAAGUUUUGACCGACCUAACCUAUACUUAGAAGUUGGACGAAAAACUGGAAAAAUCCUUCAGGAUUUAAAGCCGUUCCUUAUUAAAAAGGAGAGCUCUAGGUAUGAGUUUGAAGGGCCCACUAUUGUGUAUUGCCCUUCAAGGAAGACCACUGAACAAGUAGCUGCUGAGCUGAUGAAAUUAAAUUUGUCCUGUGGCACAUACCAUGCUGGCAUGGGAAUCAAAGCAAGGAGAGAUGUUCAUCACAGGUUCAUGAGAGAUGAAAUUCAGUGCAUUGUGGCUACCGUAGCCUUUGGAAUGGGUAUCAAUAAAGCAGACAUCAGGAAAGUUAUUCAUUAUGGUGCCCCUAAGGAAAUGGAGUCCUACUACCAAGAAAUUGGAAGGGCUGGCCGUGAUGGGCUUCCUGCUGCUUGUUACAUAUUGUGGACUGGUGCUGAUAUGACUUUUAACAGACAUCUUCUAAGUGAGAUACGCAAUGAAAAAUUCCAACAAUAUAAGUUAAAGAUGAUGGCGAAGAUAGAGAAGUACCUUAACUCAAAUAGCUGCAGAAGAAGAAUCAUCUUGUCUCAUUUUGAAGAUAAACAACUCCGGAAGGCUUCCUCUGGCAUCAUGGGAACAGAAAAAUGCUGUGAUAAUUGCCGGUCCAGAACUCACUGCUGCACUAUUAACAGUGACACAGAAGAGAAUUUGGAGGACUUUGGUCAGCAAGCAUACCAGCUGAUGUCUGCUGUGAGUGCCUUAAACGAGAAGUUUGGAACUGGAGUUCCGGUUUUGUUUCUCCGAGGAUCUAAUUCUCAGCGUCUCCCAGACAGAUACCGAAAUCAUGCCCUCUUUGGCAGUGGAAAGGAUUGGCCAGAGAAUUGGUGGAAGGCUUUGGCCCGACAGCUCAUCACCGAGGGGUUUCUUAAAGAAGUUUCUUGUCGAAGCAAAUUUGCAACUGUGUGUGAGCUUACUAAGAAGGGUAGAGACUGGCUCUGUAAAGCUAGGAGUGAGCGCUGUCGGACCCUUCUGCUACAACUCAGUGAAGAACUAUAUCUAAGGAAACCUCAUACCCAAAGCAAGAGACAGACAACAUUGGAUGCAGGAUCACAUUCUCCAAAUACGAUGUUGACAAAGCUGACACCAGCAAAACAGACAUAUUUUCAUGAAAUGUUUUCUUAUCAAGGAGCAGGUAACAUUUCUUCAAGGAGAAAUGUUUCAAAUAAAAGUGACAUGGAGCAGUCACCAAUCAAACUUCUUCCUGUGCCACUGAAGUCCCCAGAACCUGCUGUUUCAUCCAGAGAGAAGGAACUGCACACUGUUCUGUAUGGCAAGCUGCUGGCAGCCAGGCAGAAGCUAGCCAGUGAGAAAGAUAUUCCUCCAGCUGUGUUGGCAACAAAUAAAAUACUGGUGGACAUGGCAAAAAUAAGGCCGACGACUGUUGAAAAUGUGAAGAGAAUUGAUGGCGUAUCUGAUGCAAAAUCUGCCAUGUUGGUUCCUCUCCUGCAUGAUAUCAAGGAGUUUUGCCAAGAAAAUAAUCUGGAGACUGACACAUUCCCUACUUGCGGAUCUAGGGAAAAGCAGCCAGAAGCCCUGCAGAAGAGAGGUGGGGGCCACCCCCUUCCGCAGUCAGAGCUCAUAACAUACAAGCUGUUCCAAGAAAAGAACCAGUCUUUGAAGAGUAUAAGUGCAAGCAGGUCUCUGCCUCUCUCUGUGGUUGGCACUCAUUUGUUCCAAGCCAUGAAAGCUGGCUAUCCAGUCGACCUAGAACGAGUGGGUCUGACUCGUGAGAUCCAGAAGGUGAUUACUGAUGUCAUCCACGACCCUCCCAUAAACUCAGAUGUGACCAGAAUGACAGCAAUAAAAGAACUUGUUCCUGCAAAUAUCGAGCUGUACCUGAUCAGGAUGGCAAUUGCCCUGCUGCAGAAAGGGAGUGAAAAUGUGCAUGUGGGCCAGCCGGGUAAUUCCGGCAAGAAAAGCUUAUUGUCUGAGUCCGAUGGGCUGCGAGCCAGUACAGGGCCAGCCCAGAAAAGCAAGGAAAGAAUCUCAUGGACUGAAACAGAGGGGAAAUCAGUGAAGCCAACCACACACACAUACAAGUUUGUGUCCAGGAAAGAAGAAGAUCAUCCAUAUAUUGAUUCUUCACCUUGGUUUGUGAAGAGCAGCAAGAUGGAUGACAGACAACUCCCGAAUGCAGUACGGGGUGGACCAAGCCAUCAAACCUCCCUCCAUUUAGCCUCCUGGAAUCAGCCUGCCGUGGAUCCUGAUGAAGAAGAACUGUUCAGUGACUCCCAGUCCAAGACUCAGCUUGCAAAGAGGAAGCUACCAGAAUGGUUUGAAACUUCAAAGGGAACUGAGUCUUCAGUUACUACUGGCAAGAAAUCCAAAGUGGGAGCAAAAAAAGGUCUUUUUGGUUGAAGUUGGAGAUAAACAACCUUCUCUUCUAAAGAAGCUCUGUGAGAUCAUAUAUAUAAGUCUUCUGGCUCGAUUGCCAUUGAGAAUCGAAUGGAAAGCACUACAUGAAAGAUGGGUUAUUUUUAGCUUCCAGGACAACUACCAUUCUGAAGUACAUCUUUGUUCAACGCUGAAACUACAACUGAGCUUGGACUGGAACUAGAGUCCCUCAGUUUUUGAACCUUGUCACUUUGUGGGAAGUGACUACAUCUUGAAUUCAAGUACAUAAAGGACUGACUCAAGGGUUACAUUAGCUCACAUUAAUAUGGUUUAUACAGGCUGUUACUUUCACUGUUAGGAUAAAACUUUCCAAGAUUUUUACUGUAUCAGUUUAUUUUCUAUUACCAUCUAAAUGUGAAUAUUUGGGCAACUUCUGUGAAGUCAUUUCCAGAUUGUCUCAAGUGCUAUUGUGUUCAGCGGAGGAUAAAUGCACAUGUUCAUCAUCUUAUUCUCGUCAAUUCCCAUUGAGCAGAUGCCAACUUUUUUUUCUGAGGAUGGUAGUAGGCAUGGAAGAAAGUAGAAAAAAUUGGAGGACCUUGCAGCUGCUUCAAAACUGCAAAACAAGUAAGUGUUAUGUUACCUUGCUGCUAAUCCAUAUUGGACAUGUCAGAUCAACAUUCUGCAUCUAUCAAAGUUAGAUCUGCUCUGAUCUGAUAAGAUGGUGCAGUAUAUCUAAAUUAAGAGGUAGUGUAUAGAACCCACUGUAUUAUAUGGGGAAACAUGAGACUAAUACCAUUUAAAGUUCUGUUAUGCAUUUUCUGUGGUGUAUUUUUUAUAAUAAAAUGUUGCAUUAACAGUC